UAUGAUCGAUAUGAAUUUCAACCUCCCUCAGUUUGUGUUGGUGGUGGUUCAGGCAGCGGUCCGGCCACCCCGCUGCUGGGGUCCUCAUUGAGCCUCUCCCAGAAUCCUUCGCUCUCUUCUAGCUGCGGGAACCAAGAUGGGUCGCGUCAGGACUAAGACGGUGAAGAAGGCCGCUCGGGUGAUUAUUGAGAAAUACUACACCCGACUCGGCAGCGACUUCCACACAAACAAAAGGGUUUGCGAGGAGAUUGCCAUCAUCCCCAGCAAGAAACUCCGCAACAAGAUUGCAGGGUAUGUGACACACUUAAUGAAACGCAUCCAGCGAGGACCAGUUCGAGGCAUCUCCAUCAAACUGCAGGAAGAAGAGAGAGAGAGGAGGGAUAACUAUGUCCCAGAGGUCUCUGCUCUGGAUCAGGAGAUGAUUGAGGUGGACCCAGAUACCAAGGAAAUGUUGAAGCUGCUGGACUUCGGCAGCUUGUCCAAUCUUCAGGUCACACAGCCUUCAGUGGGAAUGGCCUUCCGGACUCCCAGACUCUAAAGUUGUUUCUACUAUGUCCUUAGAAUAAUAAAACAAUAAAAAGGAA
Molecule: messenger RNA, 584 nt
Organism: Mobula hypostoma (lesser devil ray)
Lineage: Eukaryota; Metazoa; Chordata; Chondrichthyes; Myliobatiformes; Myliobatidae
Product: small ribosomal subunit protein eS17
Exons: 5
Coding region: 137-538 (133 amino acids)
Biological process (GO): translation
Cellular component (GO): ribosome
Molecular function (GO): structural constituent of ribosome
Source: RefSeq, a predicted model, not a curated record